AUGGAGAAUUUAGCAUCGAAUUUGAAUGAGAAGUUGACAGGAACUUCAUUCGAUGCAAAUUCUGAAAAGACGGCGGCGGCGAUCAAUCCAGGUGUUUUGCAUCAAUUUCGAAAAAUUCAAAUACCUUUAGCUAAAAUCGGACUUGGUUCAACCGAAGGAGAUCUGGUUCAAAUGGCGAAAAAAUAUCUCGAGAUAGUUGGACUAGUCCUGUUCGUUUGGAUCUUCGGUUAUUUUCAUUUCAGUGUCUCUUGGAUUUUGUUAGCUGUUUUCAUCUACUUGUUUCGUCAACGUCAGCGAACACAAUUCAAGGAAAGACAUAGAAUGUUAAGUGAAAUCAAUAAAAACGAAGAGCAAUACAUCAAAGCUCGUUUGGAUGAACUACCUUCUUGGGUUUUCUUCCCGGAUGUUGAACGAGCAGAGUGGGUUAAUAAAAUUAUCAAACAGGCAUGGCCGUAUGCAAAUAAAUAUAUGGAUAAAGCUAUAUUUCAUGAUAUAAUGAUUCCGAUGAUACGCAGCACUUCACCAGCGUUGUCGGACUUUUCAUUUGAAAAGCUCGAUCUUGGCGAAAUUCCACCAAGAAUCGGUGGUGUGAAAGUGUAUACGGAUAAUGUUCGAGAUCAAAUCAUGAUGGACAUCGAAGUUUUUUACGCUGGUGAUGCUCGUAUCAAAUCAAAAGUGAAAGGAAUCGUGUGUGGUAUCAAAGAUAUUCAAUUUGUUGGCGAAUUAAGAGUUAUUCUCAGUCCGUUGAUUAACACUAUCCCGUUGUUCGGUGCAGUUACCUACUUUUUCCUGCGAAAACCAAGUAUUGAUUUUAAAUUGACCGAUGCUGGAACACUAAUGGAUAUUCCUGGAUUGAAUGACUUAAUGCUCGUACAAAUCAAUGAUAUCGUUGCUUCAAUGAUGGUUUUGCCGAAUCGGCAAGUAUUUCCUCUCGUUACCGAUAUACCAAUCGGACACUUACGCUGGUCGAAUCCUCAAGGUGUUGUUCGAGUUAUCGUUAUUGAAGCACAUGAUUUAGUUAAAGCGGAUAUAACUCUUCUUGGUAAAGGAAAGAGUGAUCCAUUUGUUAAAGUGAAAACUCAAGGAAAUGUGGAAUAUAAAACCAAAACGAUGAAUAAUACUACUGACCCACGUUGGAAUGAAGUGUUUGAAUUUGCUGUCGAACAAAGUGAACGAGAUGUCGUGGACUUUGAAAUCUAUGACGAAGAUCCUGGUAAAGAUGAUUUUCUUGGAAGAGCACAAUUUCCAAUCAAAUCGUUGCUUGAACAAAAAUCAGUGGAAACUGAGUUAACAUUGAAAGACGUAAAGAAGGGUUCACUUAAGGUUUUCCUCCAAUACUUUCAUCUAUCAACACAAAGAUCUGCUCUUGAUAUCAUUGAACGAACGAAUCGACAGAUGAUCAAACAAGAGAAAUUAUCCAAAGCUCUUUUGGUUGUCUUUAUUGAUCGAUGUACAAAUCUACCUCCUUCGAAAAAAACUCGUCGAGAACCGAAUCCAUUCUGUCGAGUUCAAGUCGAUAAUACUGAACGUAAAACUCAUACAUUGGAGUCUCAAACAAAUCCAUCGUUCGAGCAUAUCUCUCAAAUCUUAUGUUCGAAUCCUCUUCAACAACAAUUAACAAUUGAAGUGCGCGAUGCACGUUCGAAUAACGAUGUUAUCGGAUACUUAGAAUUACCGAUUAAAAAUAUUCUCGAUACUGACUCAAUGACGAUCGAUACACAAGAAUUUCCUCUGAAAAGUUCAACAGAACCUUUGGAUAGAGCCUCAAUCGUUCUUCGUCUAUCACUUCAUAUUUUAUCUCCAGUGAAUUCAAACGCGUCCGAAUCGUCAACAGCUAGUACCCCAUUAGUUGAAAAUUCAAGUCGACAAAAUACCGUGACAGAAUUGCCAAACAAAUCAAUAUUGCAAAAUGAUUUAAUACCAAAAUCUUUAAGCAAAUUCACAAACGAACAAGCGACAACACCGGAAAAUAAAACACUGUUAGUUGCCGAUGAUCCUGAUCUCGAAUCAUCCCAGUUCGGUCAAAUUAAAGUGGGUAUUCGUUAUGCUGCUAAUCGCAAAGCUUUAUCUGUAACGAUAUAUGCUUGCAAAGAUUUGAUCAAUGUUCAUGAGCAAAAUCUUCCGGACGCAUACGUUCGUGUUUAUUUGAUGCCGGAUUUCAAAAAAGAUAAGAAGAAAACCAAGUCCGUUCAUGACACAGUCGAUCCAGUUUUCGACGAUCUAUUUGAAUGGUCAGCAUCGUUAGGUGACAUUCAUCAACAACAUCUUCUGAUUAGUGUAAAGAACAAUUCACCGCUAUUUGCUAACGAACAAACAUAUAUGGGCGAUCUUCAAAUUGAUCUAUCGAAUCUUGACCCAGAAAAGAACAGUAUCGCUUGGUAUGCAUUACAAGAACCGAAUACCAGUGCCGGCGGUUUGAUCAAAAUCAAAUACGAUACUCCAAAUAAUGUGCAAACGCAUUUAUAG
Molecule: messenger RNA, 2466 nt
Organism: Adineta ricciae
Lineage: Eukaryota; Metazoa; Rotifera; Eurotatoria; Adinetida; Adinetidae
Source: the annotation of a GenBank genome assembly